This is a messenger RNA of Sclerotinia sclerotiorum 1980 UF-70, 315 nucleotides long. RefSeq lists its product with no specific name. Lineage: Eukaryota; Fungi; Ascomycota; Leotiomycetes; Helotiales; Sclerotiniaceae. The transcript is spliced from 2 exons. Bases 1 to 315 code for a protein of 104 amino acids. The record is from RefSeq and is a predicted model, not a curated record.
AUGGUACUUGCGCAGCGGGCGGGCAGAGUUUGUGUUGAUUCUCAGCCAUUUCGUGUUGUUCUCAACGAGCAGCGCCUAAACUUGCUAGGGGUAGAUUGUUGGGCUGUAAGAAUUGUGAUAAGGAUGGUGAGCGGUUCGGAGACGAUAGGAACUAAAGACAAUUUUGAGGAUGCAAGAUCUCACAGUAAAAAAAACUUCUUCACUCUCGUCAAACAUGGCGGGACAAGGCAUGAAGCUUGGAAAGGCCAUGGUCUUCACCAAGAAGACCGGAUCGAUCUUGGAACCAAGAUUGAGACCCUGAAGGCUGAAGACUAA